ACAUGCAGGCAUCAGCCUUUGGCCCCAUUUGAUCCUGCUGGCACAUCUCAAAACGCCCGCAAACACGCACGCGCGUGCGCCCGCCGCGCGCAGACACAAAUGGGGUCGUCUUCUUAAACAAGACCCAACAGGGAAAGCAGGAGGAAACAUUUGGACUCUCUUGUUGGACAAGAAGGAGAAAGAGAAGAAGGAGGAGGUGUCUUGUCUGCCCGUGCAUUCUCUCUCGCUCGCUCUCUUUCUCUGCCUCGCUCUCUCGUUCUCUCUCUCUUUCUCUCUCCAUCAGCGAGUCUCCCGCCACAGGAGCCAAGAGUUGCCGUUCCGAGCGCCGAUGCCAAAACGCACACAAGGAGCCGGUGCCAAAGGGUCAUUUUUUUUUCCAGUGCACCACCACCACCACCACCACCAGCACCAGCAGCGGAAAGAGGAAGGUGCUUGCAGCGGGAUCCUAAAUUAACACUGACAAGAAAGCGGCAUCGCGGCGCAGGAUUUCGCAGCUUUUUGUUUUGGUUUUGGCAUUGUGGCUUCUUCCUGCUCCCGCUGCGCGCGUCCAGGUGUUUUGUCUGCCCCGAAGAAGGACAGCGCAGCGCAGCGCGUAGCCUGCAUCCUUUUUCUGCCCGCCAAACUUGCGCAGCAAUUGUCGAGGAAGACGCGCAAAUAAAAUAAAACACACAUUUUAAAAAGAGGAGUAAGGGUCCGGUCCACGCGAGAGCCACAGCAGACCGACACAACGGUCCGAGCCGACUCCAAGUGCCGUUCACCGGGCAAUGCCAGAGUAAAUGCCGGGGCGAUGUCCCGCCGCAAGCAGGUGAACCCGCAGCACUUGUCAUUGAGCCACCGGGAGACGGCACCAGCCGACGCCAAUGACGCCACGGCGAGAUCCCCGUCGCCAGUCCCGGCCGCCGCGCUCCGGGGCCCCGAGGAGCACGACCUGCUGACGUGCGGCCAGUGCCAGACCAACUUCCCGCUGGGCGACAUCCUGGUCUUCAUCGAGCACAAGCGGCGCCUGUGCCGUGGCCCCCCGCAGGGGGCGCCGGGCUCCUUCUCCGCCAAGCCCGGGGAGGCGGGCGGCGCCGCCAGCAUCCCCAUCUCCCCGCGGGGCCACGCCCUGGAGAUGGGGAGGCGAGCCCCGAUGCUGCCCGUGGAGGUGGGUGUGCAGGUGACGCCCUGCAGGGACGACGACGCCCACAGGAGGCUGACUCCGGCCAAGGGGCUCUGCCCUAAACAAGAGAAAGGAGACAAAGACGAGCCAUCCAGCUACAUCUGCACCAGCUGCAAGCAGACCUUCACCAGCGCCUGGUUUCUCCUCCAGCACGCCCAGCACACUCAUGGAAUCCGCAUCUACCUGGACAACCACCUGGCCAACUGCUCGCUCACCCCCCGCAUGGCCCUGCCGCCCCCGCCGGGCGCUGACGCCCUGCCCCGCUCGCCCCUGCCCACCUUCUUGGGCGACACCAACAAUCCCUUCCACCUCCUGCGUAUGGCCGCGCCCUUGCUCAGGGAACACCCCCCGCCACCGGGCUUCAUGGAGACCCGGCUCCCGGCCACUCCGCCCUUUGUGAGUCCGCCGCCCCCUCCCAGGCCCCCGCUGGAGCGGCUGGGCCCUGAAGAGAUGGGGCUGCUCUCCCAGCACCCCAGUGCCUUUGAAAGGGUGAUGCGCCUGACCCCCAUGGAGCCCCCGUCCAUGGACUUCUCGCGGCGUCUGAGGGAGCUGGCGGGUAACACCAACAACAACGGAGGGCCCACGCCGCCCUUGUCUCCUAACCGCGUGCCACCCAUGCACCGCCUGCUAAGUCCCACGCUCUUCCAGCCGGGCUCCAAGCCGCCGGCCUUUCUCACCUACGGCCCGCAGCCGCCCACUCCCCAGGGUGGGCACGGCUCCUCCAGUCCCCCCGACUCACAGGGUCAGAACCAGUCGGCGGGGAAAUCCAAAUCCUGCGAAUUCUGCGGCAAGAUCUUCAAGUUCCAGAGCAACCUGAUCGUGCACCGCCGCAGCCACACCGGAGAGAGGCCGUACAAGUGCCACCUGUGCGACCACGCCUGCUCCCAAGCCAGCAAGCUCAAGAGGCACAUGAAGACACACAUGCACAACAAGUCCGGCUCCAUGGGCGACUCCCCCGAGGCGGAAAACCGAGGAGACGGAGGCGAGGGCGAAGACAAGCUCCGGGAGGGCGACGGAAGAGUGGCGGGGAUGGAAAAUGAGGAGGAGGAAGAAGAGGAGGAGGAGGAAGAGGAGGAAGAAGAGGAAGAGGAAGAGCUAAGGAACGGAAGGCCAGAUUCCAACCUGAGCGAGGACUCCCAAGAGUUCAACCCCAAUCGGGAAAACGGGCCCAGGCAGUCUCCCAAGGAGAAGCUCCUGGGCCCCGAGCGAGUAGGUGAGAGCGGCGGGGUGGGCAUCAUGCACCCUUACAACCAUCUUGACAAUCAUCUCAGACUGAACCCCAACAAGAGGAGCAUGGAGAGGCAGCCCAACGGCGACGGCACCAACGGGGGCGAGCCGGAGCGAGAGCGGCAGAGCGACAGGGAGGCCAUGAGGGAGCCGGACAAGCCGGAGCCCAGGCCCGUGAUGAACGGCAGGAUGGGCGUAUCCGAAGUCGAGUCCUUCUCGGGACUCUUCCAGCGCCGACCCACGCCCAUCACCAGCCCGUCCAACAACAAGAGGAUCAAGAUCGAGCGAGAGCAGUUGGAACUGCCGCCGGCUCUGCCGCUCAUCUCGCCGGAAAACGUCUACUCACAGCUCCUGGCCGGGUACGCCGCCUCUCGCCACUUCAUCCGGGAGCCCUUCUUGGGCUUCACGGACUCACGCCAAUCCCCCUUCGCCACCUCUUCAGAGCACUCCUCCUCUGAGACGGGCAGCCUGCGCUUCUCCACGCCGCCGGGGGAGCUGAUGGAGGGCGGCAGCGCCUCGGGCCGAAGCGGGAGCAGCACGCCGCACCUCCUGCGGGGACCGGGGCCCGGCCGGCCGCCCAGCUCCAAAGACCGGCGCAACGACACCUGCGAGUACUGCGGCAAAGUGUUCAAGAACUGCAGCAACCUGACAGUGCACCGGCGCAGCCACACGGGCGAGAGGCCCUAUAAGUGCGACCUGUGCAGCUACGCCUGCGCCCAGAGCUCCAAGCUGACGCGCCACAUGAAGACGCACGGCCAGUUCGGCAAGGAGGUGUACCGUUGCGACAUCUGCCACAUGCCCUUCAGCGUCUACAGCACGCUGGAGAAACACAUGAAGAAGUGGCACGGCGAACAUUUGAUGGCGAGCGAGGUCAAACUGGAACAAGCCGAGCGAAGCUAAGCGUCUCUCACACACACAAACGUAGAGCACAGGUACACGCACUCGUCUCCUCUUAUGAUCUGCAAAAGUUGAAUGGCGCCAACUGGACCCGGGAAAUAAAUGGAUUUCAACUUUAGUCCGUAACGCUUCUUCAAUUCAGUCAUAAGUAGUGAUGAAGUUAAUUGUAAUUUUUUUUUCUGACACCUUUGGGUAUUUACAUAACUAAUUUCACAUGUUACCUAGCAAUAGCGUCCACACUUUUUGAAAAUUUACAAAACUGGCACAGUGUAGAGUCUCCACAAUUGAAGCUUUUGGAUCAAAAGUUGAAAUAUCAGCUAAGACAGCUAAGACAAAAAUCCAGUUGCCUCGAUUCAACUUUUGAGGAUUACCCUGACCCGGAUGACUGAGACUCUCUGCAGACAUCUUUCCUAUGACUACUUUGAACAAGGGGCAUGGCUGGAUAAGCUCUCUUUACGUAAAAAAAAAAAAAAAAAAUCAAAAAAAAAAAAAAAAAAAACUAAACUGAUUGAUGUUUCUUUUCUGUUUUUCUUUUUUUUUUAUUUCCCUGUCGCCUGAGAAUAUUAAAACUUUUAACCUUGUCCAGACACCUCUGAGGAUUUAAGGAAUUCCAUGGAGCCUUUCUACUGUGCAAUAAUUUCUGUAUUUAUUGUUUUUUUUUUGGGUAACAUUUGGCAUGUGCAGAUACAUCUUUUGUGUGUUUUUUUAAUGUGCUCAUUUUUUUUUUUUUUAAUUUUCUAAAAAAUAAUUGGCAAGGAGUCACCCUUAGUAACAAUGAUAAUCUAGUUUUGUCCUCUAAGGAAGCUUAUUAUCACGUGAGUGAGUAAAUGAUGUUUUCUAUAUGCUAAAUGCAGCAGCGGACUACAAUCUUGCCCCCUCCUCCCCAGCACUGCUCAAUAAUUGAUUUAAAAAAAAAUAAUAAUAAUAAUUAUAACGUGAAAACAUGCGCUUAAUCGUAAGCAAACACAGUUGCUGUGUUUGAUGUCGCCCAGGACGUAAAACUAUUCAGAAAAAAAAAAAGAACAGUUGCACUUAAUGCAUUUGCCCAUGUAAGAUUGAACCACCAUAUUUAAUAUGUCUGCUUGUUAAGUUAAAACUACUUGUGAUCCACGUGAGAGGGGAACAGUCCCGUUUAUGUAAAUAGAUGACCUUUUUUGGUUAAUUAAUAAAAAUCAAAAAACAAAAAAAAAACAUAUGCGCCCGACUGUUUUCCGAAAGAGGCGUACGAAAAACAAUCAAGAAGACCAGCUGCUCGCGUCGUCAUUCCGUUUGUGUGCGUGCGUGUGUGCAAAAAUGUGCGUUGUUGCCUCAGGCCCCGCCCACCUUCGCCCUUUUUAACUAUCCUAUUACGUUGCAGGGGAAAAUAAUUUUUUGCUAUCUUCUGCUUAACUCAAAAAAGGUUUAAUUUUUUUUUGCAAUUGAGUUGAUCAUUUUCAGGACUAUAUUGAUACAUAUUGGAAAUAUUCCCCCCCACACACACAAGGCCAACGUGAGCGACCGUCUUUAAAUAGCUUCUUAUCAUCAACUUUGUGCGCUUGGCUUAAUUAGUGUCAUCAGCACAUCCGGGAAAAUGAUUUAUUUCACGCUACCUGCACACGCCCAGAGUCAAACUGACCCAGUAACAUUUUUUUGUUCUUUCUCUGGCUGACAAUGUCAUGUCACAGGAGGUUUAACAAAAGCCAUUCAGCAUGAAAAUGAACACGGAGGCAAGAAAAUAACCGCAAAAUAAUAAAAGAUCGGAGUUAUGAUAAUGUUGAGCACAUCUGGCUGCGUGACCUUGAAGGAGUCCCCCUCCCCGACUUGUUGUCAAAAUGAAAGGCAGAAGGAUGAAGAUGUGUGAGCGGCAUUGGCGGCGGGACCUUGACCAAGCACACAAGAGUCAUUCAAAUCAAAUUGGAAGCAUAUGAAAUAUGUUUUUUUUUUUUUUUUUUGGACGGGCCGCAUCUUCUUUUCGGGAGGGAGUGAAGACAGCAAAAGCCACAUGAAAGCAGCAGAUGCCAUAUUUCAUUUAGGAAAAAAAUAAAAUAAAUGUUCUCGUCCUCUUUUGUGUUCCAAUCGGGGGGGGAGAGAAAAAAAAAUCCCUGAAUUUUGAUCGGGAAUUCACACGAAAGUAUGCCAGCCGUGAAAUGUACUUGCUUAGUGCAAAUAAUAAGUCUUGUAUGUUGGUGGAGGGACUUUAAAGUUACACAAUCAUGUCAAAGUCAGGUGCCAUAUUUUGUUUCCAAAAAAAAAAAUAAACGAGGACUUGCAGGGA
This is a messenger RNA of Syngnathus typhle (broad-nosed pipefish), 5537 nucleotides long. RefSeq names its product BCL11 transcription factor B b (gene bcl11bb). Bases 788 to 3286 code for a protein of 832 amino acids. Gene Ontology annotation, biological process: positive regulation of transcription by RNA polymerase II. Gene Ontology annotation, cellular component: nucleus. The transcript has 3 exons. The record is from RefSeq and is a predicted model, not a curated record. Gene Ontology annotation, molecular function: DNA-binding transcription factor activity; RNA polymerase II cis-regulatory region sequence-specific DNA binding. NCBI's taxonomy places the organism in Eukaryota, Metazoa, Chordata, Actinopteri, Syngnathiformes, Syngnathidae.